UACCCGACGACCACCACCACGAUGAAGGUUAACGAACACCAGGGUAUAUAUCGCAAAAGUACCGCUCCACAUUGUGAUGCUGACUUUUUUCAGCUAUCCUUACACCCCGCCUUCUUCUUGUUCCGUACAGUUCUCACCACGUCCCCACAUACCACGAAUGGAUGCAAGAUGAGGUAUACCAAGAGCCCACCAUACUUCGCACUGUUGGGAUAUUUCCCAGGACUGACUGGGACGCAGGAGUUGCAGAAGCUUACCGCAUCCGAGCCACUGACGCUCCAGGAGGAGUACGCCAUGCAAGCGUCGUGGCGUCAGGAUGCGGAUAAAUUGACCUUUAUUAUCUGCACCUCACCGAACACGCCAACAGCACCAUCGGAUCUUUCCACUAUGGUCAAGGUCUCUCCCGAAACGGAAGAUGCACCCGACCGCAUGGUAGGGGACGUGAACCUGUUCCUCUAUCCGUGUGAGGAAGGUGAUGACGUAGAGCAACAGGAAGGCUGUGGGACAGAGAAGGUGGACAUGGUCGGCGAGUUGGAGAUUAUGAUUGCUCGACCUAGCGCCCGAGGCAAGGGACUUGCGAAAGAAGCCCUGCAGGCAUUCAUCUGGUACAUAUCCACAUCGUUACCGGCUAUUCUGGAGGAGUACGCAAAAGGAACAAAUGACACGGGCAAGCUGAAGUCUCUAAGCUACUUGAGGGUCAAGAUUGACAAAGACAACACCCGGAGUAUCAAGCUAUUCAAAUCGUUGUGCUUCAGUCAGGUCAGCGAGCCUAACUAUUUCGGGGAAGUGGAACUGCGGUCUAUGGAUAUACAUGGUGGGAUAGCGGAUGCUACUGGGUUUGCAAGAAAACUAUCCUACGGGGACUGAAAGACAAGCAUGUCCAAAACAAGCGACAUGAAGAGCACGGGACUGUAUGUCACGAGGCAAAGAAAUCUGAUUGUUGGAAGUACCUGGCAAUGUACACGAUAUAGAACACACGCUUCCGCUACCCGCUCUCCUGAACCGCGCAAAUGCAAAACCACCCAAUGUUUAUUGGUUCGUCUUGCCAGAGUUGUUUGGCUUGGGGAGUUGGUCGAGGAUGCUCUUGUUUUGUGGUGGCUGGUAGACAAU
Molecule: messenger RNA, 1107 nt
Organism: Alternaria alternata
Lineage: Eukaryota; Fungi; Ascomycota; Dothideomycetes; Pleosporales; Pleosporaceae
Exons: 1
Coding region: 22-864 (280 amino acids)
Biological process (GO): lipid metabolic process; protein acetylation
Molecular function (GO): oxidoreductase activity, acting on the CH-CH group of donors; N-acetyltransferase activity
Source: RefSeq, a predicted model, not a curated record